Messenger RNA from Funneliformis caledonium, 3357 nucleotides. The record is from the annotation of a GenBank genome assembly. NCBI's taxonomy places the organism in Eukaryota, Fungi, Glomeromycota, Glomeromycetes, Glomerales, Glomeraceae.
AUGUUUAACAGGAUAAAGAAAGAUUUUAUUGAGAAGAUAAUUAAAAUUAAUGAGAAAGAAAGUAAUAACAUUGAAACAUCGGUGAACAAUUUUGUUAAAAUGUUAAUUAAUUUCGGGUUAUUGAAAAAUUUUAAUGAAAAGCAAAGUAAAUCAGAGUUACCGAUUAAUAAACCAAAAUAUGUAACCAAUUUCAAAGAUUUAUUAGAAGAUUUAAAUAAGUUUAUAAAUAUAAUUGUUAUUCAUGAAGGAGAAGAUUCACUGAAAAAAAGACAAGAAAAUUUUAAGAAAUUAGUGAAUAAUUUUAUUGAAGAGAUUGAGAUAAUUAAGAUUAAAGGAUUGGAAAAUGAACUUAUUGAAAAGAUACUUAAAGAGAAAGAUCUAAACGAAACAAAAUUAAUAGAUUUGGUGAGAACUUUUACAGUUGAUUUUGCUUUAGCUAAAAAGACAAUUGAACGAUCAGAAACAAAAUUUAAAAAAAAGAUAACUGAACUAAUUGCAGCAAAAAAUUUGGAAAGCAAAUUUAUUAAACCCUUAGUGAAAAACUUUAUUUCAGUAAUUGAAGUGAUAAAUAUAGCUAAAUUUGAAGAGCAGUUGAAUAGUUUUAUUGAAAAGAAAUCUACUAAAGAUAAAAUUUACAAUAAAAAACCGAACAAAAUUGAAGAAAGUAAAGUUAAUGAACUAGCGAAUUCCUUUAUUGAAAAAUUAACUAGUGAUAAAGGAACCUCUGAGAUAGGAACAGACAAAUAUAAAAAUUCAGUAUACGAGUUUAUUGACCAGUUAGAGAUAACUAAAUGUAAAAAAUUGGAGGAAGUCCUUACAAAGGCAAUAACGAUGUUAAUUAAUAAAGUGUCAACUGAGAAAAUUCAUGCAAAGCAAAUAGAGAAUGAAUUAAAGGUCGCUCUUACGAAAUUGGUUAAAGGGGCGGAUUUUAUUGUCGAUAUAGAAGAGAUAACUAAAGAUUUUAUUGAAUGGAUAAAAAAAAAGAACAUUGUAGAAUUUGAGAAUCUAACAGCUAUUAAAAUUAAAAAUUUAGUGAAUGAUUAUAUUAAAGACAAAAAUUUAGCUAAAGUUGAAGAUGAAUUGGCAAAUUAUUUUAUUGAUCAGUUAACUAAAUUUGAAGAGUUAGAGAAUGAAGAUAAUAAAUGGACAUCUAAAAUUAAAGAAUUAAUGAAUCAUUUUAUAAAACGAAUAAUGACGGUUGAAGUUUUAGCAAAUGAAAAUAGCUUGAAAAUCGAAAUUUCAAAAGAACAUUUAUCAGUUGAUGAAAAUUUAAUUCGUCUUUUAUGUUCAGACAAGGAGUAUCUUGAAAUACUUAAAAAAAGUUUGGACGAUAAUGGCAUGAAAGAUCUUAAUAUACUUGCAAGCAAAUUGUUUAAUGGUGAUUCCAUCAUUCUUUUAACAAAGAUUGGCAUUUUUAUUUUUCAUUUAAAUAAGGACGUGAGGUUAUGUACAAGUGGAGGUGAAAGGUUAAUUUCUUUGAAUUAUUUCCAUCAUAUGCACGAUCCGGAAAGCAAGAUUAAAUGGAUCAAAAAAAAAUUCAGAUACCAAAUUGAAGUUAAUGAAUUAAUUUUUGGAACUAUUUCAUAUAUUAAAGAAAACAAUGAAGAUUUUUUAAAAUAUGGCACUGCGUUAUUAAUGUUUGCAAUUGAGGAACAUAAUGUAGAUUUAAUAGAAAGUAUUUAUAAAAAAUGUUUAGAACUUUUCAAACAAGAUUUAGAAGAAAAUAAGUCAUUUUUAAGUAUUAUUACUAGAUCAAUGCCAUUAUUGAAUAAACAUUAUCCUGAAUAUGUUGAAAGAUUUUCAUCAGAUACAAGAAUGAUAACAGAUUCCGAUGAUUAUAAAAUAGAUCAUUUUAAUACUCCACAUCUUCAUCACUUUUCCGAUAUUGAAAUAGUUGAUUUAACUCGAUCGAUUAAUUGGCACCGUUAUAAUUAUCGAAUUGAGAAAUGGAAUUCAAUCAAAUUCUUUUCAUUUCUAUAUUAUACAAUUGAAGCCUUAAUAUAUUUCUUUACAUCAAUUAUUUCCUUUCCAAUCUUUUAUAUUUUAAAUUAUUUUAACAUUAUUAAUGAUUUUUACAUUGAUGGAUUUACUUUUUGUUAUUAUAAAUCUACUUAUUUGGGAUCUUAUUUAUUAGAUUCAGUAUUUCCCGAAAACCCGAAACCUAUAAUUACCUUUAUGAAUCCAUAUAUCGAAUUUGGCAGUUAUCCACAAGGAGAUGGUUUGUGUUGGUGGUUAUCGGAUUUAUUUAAACCCAAACCUAGUCCAUUCGUAAAAACAAUAAGUAGUGCGAUAUAUAACACAUGGAAUGGUGAAGCAUUAGUUAACUUCAAGUGGAAUAAAUAUGGAUUUUAUUAUUAUAUAGUUAUUUGGACCAUGUUUAAUAUUUUACUUGUAUGCUUUACUGCUGCAACGACAUUUUCUGAUCAUUACAUAUCUGAAGGUGUCAGAAAUCAACUUUUAAUCGCUUCAAUUAUCCUUGGAUUUUUUCAUUCCACUGUUGAGUUUCGUCAGGUUUUUUAUGAUGUUGGUGAAUGGUUUCGAGAUCCUUGGAACUAUUUUGAUUUGGGAGCAUAUCUAUCCCCUGCUUGUACAGCUAUUUAUUGGUUAUCUAUCAAAGAUGAAGCCGAUAAACCCUAUUUUUGGAUUGCAUUUUCAUGUCUCUUGUUAGAUUUGAAGUUUUUAUUGUUUUUUAGAGCAUUUAAAUCAUUUGGGCCAAGACAAGAUUAUGAUUUAGAACAUCCUCCAAUUACAAGAAAUGAUAGCAAUAAUCCUUGGAAUUUAACUAGUAGUUAUGUUGCAAUACAAGAAGAUGGAACCAUUGCACCAGGUCAAAUAUUGACUCAACAUCCUGAUUCAAACACAAACAUGUUUACGGAUUAUGAUACAGCACUUUUUUCAACGUAUUUAUUUCUAACAGGAGAUUCAAGCGCCUUUUCUAACUGGGAAUAUAAAAACAACACAUCACUUGCUAUAUUGAUGUUUUUAUUCUCUUUAACAAUUGCUGUAUACCUUAUGAAUUUGUUGAUUGGAUUGCUAAGUAAUGCCAUUGAGAAAGAUAACAAUAGAGCUUCAUAUUUUAAACAAAAGGCAAAGAUUUUGGCAGAAAUCGAGUUAUUUUACUUAUUUCCAAACCAAAGACGUUGGAAAACCUGGUUUCCUGAUGUGAUAAAAGUUCGAGAACUAAUUAAAGAGAAGGAAUGGGAUUCCAAUGAAUUUCCAGAAUUAAAGCAAAAAUUAUUAACCAAGCUCAAUAUUCAGGAAAAUUCCGAAGAAGAAUUAUUAUCUAUUGUUAUAGAAAGGACAUAUAAGCAAAUAUUCGAUAAAAAUAAAAAGGAUUCCGAGAACUCUCAGAGUUAA